UCCUAUGUUGUAGUUUCCUUUGUGGGUUCUUUACCUUUAUAUAUGAAAGUGCAAGAGAAAGGCCAUCCUCGUGCAGUUGUAGCAAUUUUGAUGGUUUUUAAGAACAGGAAGAUGAAGUGCUGCAGAAUCCAGAUCUUAGCUCUUGUAUCACUGAUGCUUCUAUUCCCAGCCGCCAUUGAUGGUUGGGGCAUUGAUGGGCAUUACAUAGUUUGCACAAUUGCUCAGUCACGCUUGAACAAGGCAGCAGCAGAGAUAGUGGAAGAGUUGCUUCCAAAAUCUGCAGAGAAUGACUUGGGAAGUGUGUGUUCAUGGGCAGAUGGGGUCAAGUUUAGGUAUCCCUGGUCAAGAUCCCUCCAUUAUGUGAACACCCCUGAUGUUUGCAACUACAACUUCAAGAGGGAUUGCAAGGAUGAAAGUGAAGAGGAGGGUAGAUGCGUUGCAGGGGCAGUCAAAAAUUACACGCAGCAGUUGUUAACCAUUGACAGAAAUCGGCAGAACAACCUUACAGAGGCACUUCUAUUUUACUCCCAUUUUAUGGGAGACAUUCAUCAGCCUCUACACGCUGGUUUUGCUUCAGACAAGGGAGGGAAUACGAUUGAGGUUCAUUGGUAUACAAGAAAGCAAAAUCUUCACCAUAUAUGGGACAACAACAUAAUAGAGACAGCACAAGAAAGGUUCUACGAUUCAAAUAUCAAUGACAUGAUCGAUGCAAUUCAGACAAAUAUUACGACUGAAUGGGCAGAUCAAGUUAAGAGAUGGGAGCGCUGCAGUUAUACUGAUACAACAUGUGCAAACGUAUAUGCAUCUGAAGGCAUCAAAGCAGCCUGUGACUGGGCAUACAAAGGUGUGACUGAAGGUUCAGUUUUAGAAGAUGAAUAUUUCCUCUCCCGUUUACCAGUAGUCAACAUGCGGCUGGCGCAAGCUGGAGUUCGGUUGGCGGCCAUUCUCAACCAUUAUUUCAAGUGAUAGUACUAGUUUCUUCUAUACUUCAUUGGAUUAUAUACAGCAUGGCUGAUGUUUUAUACCACAGUAGUGAUCUGCCACUAUCGCUUAAACUAGGUUCUAGCCAUUGCUUCUGAAUGUAUAAAUUAUCAUUAUUCCAGUCAUCUAGCACUCUUUUUCCUUUGUAAAGCUGCUGCUCCACACAUUUAUUUUCACACUUGAUUAAAAGUAACUUU
This is a messenger RNA of Juglans regia (Persian walnut), 1178 nucleotides long. RefSeq names its product endonuclease 2. The transcript has 9 exons. Gene Ontology annotation, biological process: DNA catabolic process. Gene Ontology annotation, molecular function: nucleic acid binding; endonuclease activity. Bases 43 to 966 code for a protein of 307 amino acids. The record is from RefSeq and is a predicted model, not a curated record. NCBI's taxonomy places the organism in Eukaryota, Viridiplantae, Streptophyta, Magnoliopsida, Fagales, Juglandaceae.